Rotaria sp. Silwood2 is the source of this 5076-nucleotide messenger RNA. Lineage: Eukaryota; Metazoa; Rotifera; Eurotatoria; Philodinida; Philodinidae. The record is from the annotation of a GenBank genome assembly.
AUGUCGAAUAAUCUCUUACAUGAAUCGGCAUCAUCAGAUGCUCUUCGUUUAAAAGCUUUACAAUCUGGUUUUGAAAGUCGUGUUGAAGUUAAUCAACGAAUGCUAAUUGAUAAAAUGCUUGCACGUUAUUCAUCGGAUUUUGUUGUUUGUCGUGAAUUAAUUCAAAAUUCUGAUGAUGCUAAAGCAACAUCAUUUCAUUUUGAAAUAACUUGUAAUGAUGGUUCAUUAUCAUCAUCAUUAGAAAAAGAUUUUCAUAAUAAAACUAUAACAGAAAUUCGUGCUAUAAAUAAUGGUCUUGUUUUUAAUGAAACAGAUUGGAAACGUGUUGCAGCUAUAGCUGAAGGAAAUACUAAUGUUGAAUCCGUUGGUCAAUUUGGUGUUGGAUUUUUUUCUGUUUUUUCAUUUUCCGAAGAACCAAUUAUAACAUCAGGAAAUGAAUAUAUGGCAUUUGUUUGGCGUGAUGAUAAUUCUUUAACAACUUAUCGUCAUGAAUUACCAUUUGAACAACAAUCAAAAUUAACAUCAAUUAUUCUUAAAAUGCGUACAAAAUAUAUUUUACAUACGGAAACAAAUCUUGAUUUUGAUUCAAUAAUAGAUAUUAAUGAAAGUCCUAGUGGUAAAUCUCCAAAUAAAAAACGACAAAAGAAAAGUACAAUACCGAUAACAACAACAAAUGAAAUUAUUCCAACAAUUAAUCUUGCACAACUCAAAGCUUAUUUUACUAAAGUUUUAUCAUUUACAAAAUAUAUUAAUGAACUUAUUAUAAAAAUUAAUCAAAAAACAAUUUUUAAAGUAACAAAAACAAGAAAACCAAUAUCAUCAACAAAAUCUAAUUCACAAUUUAAAAAAAAUUCUAUUCAUAAUAUGUUACGUCUUGAUUCAUUAAAUCAAACAGAACAAAUCUUUUCUAUUGAUCAUGGUCCAUCUAUAACAUUAAAUCAUAUAUCUGUUGAUGCAACAUUAAUUAUUGAUGAAAAUUAUCAUAAUCAUAUUCGACGUAUAUUAAAAAAAAGUUUACCACCAAAUGUACAAAUUCAACUUUUAUAUACACCUAAUAAUAUUGUAAUGACACAACAACAAAGAAAAUCAUCAAAAAAUGAUGAUCUUCAUAUGAAAAUUCUUAAUUCAUUAAUACCAUUAAAAUUUCAAAAUGAUGAAAAUUAUCCAUCAGGUUUAAUUUUUAUUGGUCUUGGAACACAUCAAACAACUGGAAUAGGAAUGCAUGUUUAUAGUCAUUUAAUUCCAACAAUUGAACGUGAAAAUCUUGAUUUACAAGAUCCAUACAUAUCAAAAUGGAAUAUAGAACUUCUUUUAUCUGUUGGACAAAUAGCAAGAUUUGUUUUUGAUCAAUUAAUGGUUACUAAUAAACAAUUCGAUCCUAUACUUGCUUCUUAUUCAUUCCAACCAUCAGUACCAAAUAAUGAAAUUGGUUCGAUUCUUGUCGAUGGAUUUUUUUCCACGAAUAAAGAUGUACUUGUUCCUGUUAAACGAUCUCCAACAGAUAUUAAUCUUUCACUUAUUCCAUCAACACAAGCAUAUAUAGCAAAUUCUAAACAUAUACAUUCUUUUCUUUCAUUACCACUUGUACCAUAUGAAUUAAGUAAAAAUGGUUUAUUUCAAGCAUUAAAAGAUCGUGAUUUAAUUAUUGAAGUUGAUAAUGAAUUAAUUGAAUCAACAAUAACAACAACAAUACUUUUAUCAAAUCAAUUUGUUGAAUUUCUUCAUUGGUUAUCAAGUCAAAAUAAUGAUGAUAAACAAUAUAUAAAACGUUUAUUAUCAAUUGUACGUUUUCGUGAAACAAAUAAUUCAUCAAUAAUAACAUUAGAAAAAUUAAAAAAUUAUGAUAAUUUUAAUAUUUCAAUAAUACUUCCAUUACCAUCACAUGUUUUACCAGCAAGUGUAGCUGCUUAUUUAUCACGAGAAGAAUUACAAAAACAAUUAUCAUUAAUACCAUUAACAUUAAAAGAUUUUCUUCAUUAUUAUUUACUUAAAAAUCAAUUAUAUUUAUUUACAAAAGAAAAUACAUCAACAUGUUUAUUACAUAUUAUUUCAAAACAUUCAGGACAAUUAAAUAAAACUGAAUGGAAUAAAUUAAAAACAACAUUAUCAACAAUAACAUGUAUACCAACAAAUCAAGGAAUGAAAAUUCCUAAUGAAUCAUAUAUUCCAUCAUCAAUUUUAUCAUCAGAUUUACCAAUUAUAAUAUUAAAUGUACCACAAAAUUUAACUGAUGAUGAUGAUGAUGAUGAUAAUGAUGAUGAUAAACAAUCAAUAAUUGAAAAUAUGGAAUAUCCUGUAUCAGCCGAAUUUCUUAAACGAUUAGGUUGUCGAACAUUAAAUGUACAAUCAUUUGUACAUGCACGAUCAUCAUUAACAAAUUCAACUUCGUCAAAUUCUCAUACUAUGAAAAUUUUAAUUCAACAUUUAAUGGAAGAAAGAGAUAAUAUGAGUGAAGGAGAUUUUAAUGCAUUAAAACAAAGUGAAUGUCUUAGAGGUACAACUCUUAUACCAAGUAAAGAAUGUACACGAAAAUAUGCUCCACAAGAUCUUCAUUUUCCGUCUGUUGCUAUUCAACUUCAAUGGUCAACAUUAACAAUCCUUGAUUGGCAUGAUAUUGAUUCACAUUCACGUGAAUAUGCAUUUCUAAAAGAAAUCGGCGUACGUGAAGUACCUGAUAUACAAAAAUUAAUUGAUCGAAUCAUUGAAGAACAUAAUGAACAAAAGAAAAAAUUCAUCAAUGAAUAUAAAUUACCAAUAGCACUUAAAUUUUUCGCUGAAAAUUUUCAACAACAUUAUUCAAAAUUAUGGAAAACAGCAAAAAUUAAACGACCAUUUCUUCCAUCUCUUUCACCAUCAAAAACUAUUAUAUUAUCAUUACCCGAAGAAGUUUUUAAAGAUGAAAGUCCAUUAUGUGCAACACUCUUAUCUGAUGUUGUUCAAUUAUUUGAAGAACAUUUUAAUGUAGCAUUACUUGGUGUUAAAGAUCGUCCAACAUUAACAAUAGCAUUUGAUAUUCUAAUGGAAAAAAAAGAAGAAAUACUCAAUGUAGAAACUGCUCCAAAAAUUUUUGCCUAUAUGAAUGAACUCGAUGGUCUAAGUCGACCAUUAAUCGAACGUGUAUCAAAACUUGCUUUUAUUCCUCUUGAAGGAAAUGAAAAUUUUAUGAAACCAUCACAAGUUUUUAUUCGUCCUGAUAAUUCAACAGCAUUAUCAUCAUCAUCUCGAUUACGACAAAUACAUGUUAUUCUUCCAAUAUCAUCUGACGAUGAUGAUGAUGAUGAAAUAAUGCGUGCCAGUGGUAGUGGUCGUCGUCGUAAACGAAAUAAUAUUAAAACAACAACAUCAAAAAAUAAAAAAACAAAAACAAUAUCAUCAACUCCUUUAAUUAUGGAUGAUACAGAUAAAACUGGUUUAAUUGAUUAUGUUGAUUAUGGUUUAGAAGGAAAUUCUUUUCUUCUUGGUAUUGGUGUACUUCAUCAUCCAUCUGCAAGUGUUUUAGCUGAAUUAUUAAUUGAUCGACAAGAAAAUUAUUUUACAAAUUUAAAUCAAAAUAAUCCGGAUGAUUUACAACAAAAAUUACUUGCUUAUACAAGUUGUCUUCGACAACUUGCUAUUGCAGCUAAUACAACAAAUGAAUUACAAUCAGCAUCAUUAGUAAAACGAUUAAAAAAUGCAGCUUGGUGUUUAGGUUAUCAAGUUAUUGAAAGACGUUCAAAUAAUGAUAAACAACGUAUGUUUAAAAUUGUACCACCAAAUGAAAUUUAUCUUGAUGAUGAUCAUCAAUGUGCUAUUGAUCUUCGACCAUUAUUACCACCGGAUGAACCUGAAUUAACAAAAUUAUAUGAAAAAUUUGGUGCUUCAUGGUUAUCAGAAUGUGUUAAAAGAACUUUAGUACAUAAAGGAAAAAUUGCUACAUCAGAUCGAGGUAAUAAAUUAUGUGAUUUAAUUCAAUAUCGUCUUGAUAUGUUAUUUGUUAAUAAUCGAGGUGAAAAAAUGGAAAAUCUCGAUGAAAAACAUGUUGAUAUGUUACGAACAAAUUUAUCUGUUUAUGAAGUUGAUGGUAUUCAAUGUCAAUUAACAUUUGAAAAAAAAACAAUUACACUUGAUUCAACAGAUAGUAGUUCAUGUGCACUUGAAUAUGAUAAAAAUAAAGUGGCAUUAUAUUUUCAAAAACAUAUACGUGAAUUUGAUUAUAUUGAUAUAGCUAGUGAAUUAGCUCGAUUUGUAUUUAAAAAACCACUUGAUACAGUUGUUCAUACAAUAAGUGAUAAACUUGCAUCACCAUUAGAAACACUUAAACGUCGUGGUGUACCUGUUGAUCGUUUACUUCAACAUAAUCAACAAAAUAUUCGUUCAACUAUUCAAAUGAUUGAACAAAGAUCUGAUUUAAAUCAUAAUGAUAAUCAUCAUUAUCAUGAAAGUCAUAUUGAAAUAAAUGGUCGUGUAGAAGAUUUUAAUCGUCAACAAACAAAAGAUGAUACUAAAUUAUUUUCAAUAUUAAAAAAAGGUCGAGCAUAUACACAAACAAAAUUUAUUCAACAAGAACAUGUUAAAGAUGAAAUUGAUCAUUCAUGUGAAGCUGUACCAUCAGCUAAUAUGACACGUUAUAAAGAUUUAUUUCAUUCAAUACCAUUAUAUAUCGAACGAAAUGUUCUUAUUACAAAUAAAAUGCUUGAUCAAGCUAAACAAUUAACAUGGGUUUUAAUAGGACUUGCUAAUCAUGUUUUUAAAAUACCUAUUGAAACAUUACAUCUUUAUAGAGAUAUUGAUGGAGCUCGUAUAGCAUUUAAUGAUCGUCGUGCAUUAUUUUUUAAUCUUCGUUAUUAUGAACAAGUUUUUGCUGAUAAAGUUCAAUCAUAUUUACAAGCAACAUCACCAUCAAUACCAAUAAUACAUACUAUUGUUAAUUUUUAUUUUAUAUUGACAUGUCAUGAACUUGCACAUAAUCUUGAAAUGGCACAUAAUUCGAAUUUUAUUAAUCAUUUGGAAACAAUAGCAGUUAAAUUUAUGACAGAAAAAGAUUUAUUUCUACAGCAAUUUUCAUUUCAAAAUUAUUUACAAAAUAAUAUUACUUGA